Messenger RNA from Ciona intestinalis (vase tunicate), 1565 nucleotides. NCBI's taxonomy places the organism in Eukaryota, Metazoa, Chordata, Ascidiacea, Phlebobranchia, Cionidae. The record is from RefSeq and is a predicted model, not a curated record.
CCGCGAUAGAUUUUAAAGACCGUUGACAUUUUAUUUAUCUUUUGCAGAAGGCUAUUUUAUAUUAUUUGGUAAAGUCAUGGUAAAGAAAAGUAUCGUGUCACUUGGAAAGUCACAUCAGGCUGUUGUUCAAUAUUUCAAAUGCUAUGCAUCUGUAUUUGAGCAUGAUAUUGCAGCUAUUUCAUCACUUCUGCAAAGGAAAAAUAUAAGAAAGGCCUCCUACCAUAGCUGGCCAGAUGCAAACAACCAGAAAGUGGUUUGGUCGUUAACAUUGAAUGACAACUCAGAUAUCAAAACCACAAUAAGGGAAUUGGAUGAUUUUAAAGAAGAGCGAAGAUUGGUUAGUCGGGCAGCUGCCUUAGAAUUGCUGUUGUUAGAAUCAGAUAUUCACUUCAGUGACAACAACAUGGUUUUCACAUCAACUUCUUCAUCACCAAUUCUCACACAACUAAGGAAAUUUCGAAAAGAAAAAAGAUUUUGUGACUUUACUAUUAAUUUAGAUGGUAAAAGUUUUGCUGUCCAUAAACUGCUGUUGGUUGCUUCUUCAAACUAUUUCUGUGAAAUCAUAAAAGACAACCAGACCUCAGUAGAUAUUGGUGGAAUAAAGGCAGAAAUAUUUGAAACAAUGUUGUGUUACAUUUAUGCUGAAGAUGUGGCUGUUAAUGAAUCAAAUAUCUUCGAGCUUAAAGAAAAUGCAAGCCUUUAUGAACUGCAGGGAUUGGUGGAUAUGUGCAUGUUGUUUCAAGAUUUCGUAGGAGCAGUGACAAAAAUUCCAGAGAUCAAAUUGGACUCUCUUCCAGAAGCAAAAUCAGCCAUUGGAAAUAAGAAACCUGGAGAAACAGAAUCUAUGGUCCAUGUGAGGAAAAGUGAGAGGCAAGCUAAACGAGAAGCAUAUAACACUAUAAGCAAAACAAUAAACCUGGUGGAAGAGCCCGAUGACAUCAGUACAGAUGACAGAUUUUUACCAGUGACAGAAGAAAAUCAUGUUUUACCACAAAAAGAAAACAUUGAAAAUCAUAACAGGACACACAGUGUAGAAGUGACAAAGUCGCAAGUUGAACAAAUUGACAAUGUUUCCAUGCUGGAAUUACAAGCAGCAAGUGUUCCUUUUGUUCUGAAAUGUGAGAUCUGCCAUGUUGAGUUGGAAGAUCAAAAACAGAGGAAAGCCCACAUGAAGAAACACUUCGUGCAGAAUCAACCGAAUAGAUUUGGAUGCCAUCUUUGUAUGAAAGCUUUUCGAAGUGCAAGUCACCUAAAGAGACAUAUGAUAUCACACACAGGUAUCCGAAAACAUUGCUGUACAACGUGUGGAAAACUAUUUUUGAAGUCUGAUCACUUGAAGCGGCACGAACGUACGCAUACCAGUGAACGACCAUUCACUUGUGAGCAGUGUGGAAAACAAUUUAGAGAUAAAGAUCAUUUAAAAAGGCACAAUUUAACGCAUACUGAGGAGAGACCUUACUUCUGUGAGGUGUGUGGAAAGCAAUUUAAAGAUAAAAGUACUUUACUCAGCCACCAGAAAAGCCACAAUGCUAAUAACUCUGUGGUUUGUGGUGUUUGUGGCAGAU